GUCUCUUCACUAAUAAUUUUGACCGCCACAGAAAGAAGCCUAACAUUCAUGUUUAAGGACAAGCAAGGCUUUCGGAAGAUUAGAGGCAGAGAAAAUGCCGGAUAAGCAAACCAAAACAAAGAGGACAGACAAUAGACUGGAAAGAAGUGGAAGGACCUGUUUCCCCAGACAAAAGAGGGAGGGCAAGAACUUCUACAGAGAGAAAGAAGUCCACUAAACUGGUGUGACAUUAACAUUACGAUAGACUUCCUGGAUGAGAAAAAAGGGGAGAGGAGGAAGAAUUAGUGCGAGAAACGGUGGGAGAGAAAGAUGGAUGUAGUGCAGGUGAAGAGGGCGGGGUUGAGACAACUCUGAACGUGUGACUUAGACAAACACAGAGCCACACAACACAGUAAUCCCUGGAGCCUGACAAACCCCCUGAGAGGAGAGAGAAUGGGAGAGAAACCACAACACUAACCCUGGACUACACACACUGACACGCAACAGGGAAAAUGUAUGAAAUGUGUUGGUUUAUGUCACGGAAAGGGCAAAGGAUUAUAUCACUGGAUUGUUAAGGUUUCUUUCUCAAGGUCUGAGGCACACACACAGGGAGAGAGGAUGUCUUCAAUGUCAGAAGCAGACUCCCUCUGUAAACCGGGAGACACCAUCUGUAAUAUCCGUGUGUACGAGCAAGAAGUGAUCAUCGUGCCCAUCCUCCUAUUGGCUAGCUUCCUGGUCACGCUGGUCUUCAUCAUCCUGCUACGGUUCUGUCCUGAGAAGGUGGACCGCAUCCGACCACAGAACACUGUGGCCACGUCCAGAUCACAGCGCUCCAGGAGACAACUGCACGGCAUUGAUGCUCCCCUGGGUAUCAACCCGCUGGAGCAUGAGACUAUUGCUCUCGACGCCCCCUCCUACUCUACCUUCUCCCCCACUCACUCCCACCCCUCCUCCAACCAUAUCUCCUUCUCUGUGGGGACUCCCUCUCUCCCCCCCAUACCCCCACCCAAGACCCUCACCCCAUCCUUCCCAUCCAGCCCCCCGCCCCAGUCCUUCACACAUUCCUUCACCCCUAUGGUCCAGCCCAGGGAGCUGCCUCGCCAGAGGCUGCCAGAGUCCUUCAACCUGGUGGCCUCGCUGCCCGCAGCCUUCUCCCUGCACUCUGACAAGGCCGUCUCCCUCUACAGGGCCCGCAUGGACAACAGGAACGCUGUGCUCCGAGUGCUCAACGACUCUGCGAGCGCCACAGAGAGGCACAACUUCCUGGGCUUUGCUUCCUUCCUGUCCCAGCUGGGGCCACACCCCUUCCUGCCGGAGCUCCUGGGCGUGGUCUCUCUGCGUGUGCCCCUAGUUACUGUUGUUGAGGAGCUAGAGAACAGAGAUCUGCUCAGCUUCCUGUGGCGGUGCAGACAGGAUGGUGUGGGCGGGGACCCUCCAUGUGAGCUCACAGAGAGACGUAUAUUUACCAUGGCCAAACAGGUAGCCUCUGCUCUGGAGUUCCUCCACAGCCGAGACCUUCUUCAUGGCAACGUCCGUGCUCACAGUGUAUUGGUCAGCCGGGAGCUGACGGCCAAGCUGUGGGGAUUGGGCGGGGUCUACACCAGGAAUACCCAAGGAGCUACUCAUACUGAAGUUCCUGGCAUGAAGAAAUGGCAGGCCCCCGAGCUAUUGGCUAGGAGGCCUGCCAAUCAGAGCAGUGAUGUCUGGUCGUUUGGCAUCAUGUUGUUUGAAAUGGCGACCUUGGGUGAUGCUCCGUUUUCAGAUAUCUCCGUCAACGAGCUUCUGCAGUUUCACCAGAGAGGGAAAACACUGAGAAAGCCAGCCAACUGCUCCAACUCACUGUACUCCAUCAUCAAGGCCUGCUGCCAAUGGAAGGAGCAGGAUCGCCCCACAUUGGCCGAGGUCGACCGCAAGCUCCAAUCAGGAGAGAAGAGUGCCAACGACAAAGUCCUCAAGGUACCUGAGCCAAUCAACAUCGAGCAGUACCUGCAGGAGGCUGGAUAUGGGGAGUCCAACAGCUACACUGUUUUCUGAGUGGCGGCUGUGCCGGCCAAUGAAAUGCACUAUGCUGAGGGACGACGAUGGAUUAUAUAUGUACGGCUCCAUUCAUUCCAGAAAGAUAUUCACUUCUGCCCUUUUUCAGUCCCCUUCAUGGAUCUGAAAAACAGACAAAAGCUAUAUUUCUUUCACUCAGUCUCAUCAGAUCAUUGAAAAGGGGUGGAUGAGGGCAGAAGGGAGGAAACUACUUUCUGGACUGAAAUGCUGCCAAUGUCUUUGUGCCAUAGACUUAAGAUUGGUAGACUUGAACAGAUACAAUCGUUGAGUCAACUUCAGUUUGUAGUUGAUUGUGUAUAUCAGUCGAGGCUGCUGAGGGGAGGACAGCUCAUAAUAACAGCCAGAAUGGAGUGAUACCAUUCCAUUUACUCCAUUCCAGCCA
Messenger RNA from Coregonus clupeaformis (lake whitefish), 2416 nucleotides. Its product is annotated as tyrosine-protein kinase STYK1. The transcript has 10 exons. Bases 496 to 2013 code for a protein of 505 amino acids. Gene Ontology annotation, biological process: positive regulation of kinase activity; multicellular organism development; cell surface receptor protein tyrosine kinase signaling pathway. Gene Ontology annotation, cellular component: signaling receptor complex. The record is from RefSeq and is a predicted model, not a curated record. Lineage: Eukaryota; Metazoa; Chordata; Actinopteri; Salmoniformes; Salmonidae. Gene Ontology annotation, molecular function: ATP binding; transmembrane receptor protein tyrosine kinase activity.